Messenger RNA from Acipenser ruthenus (sterlet), 1362 nucleotides. RefSeq lists its product as uncharacterized. The transcript has 7 exons. NCBI's taxonomy places the organism in Eukaryota, Metazoa, Chordata, Actinopteri, Acipenseriformes, Acipenseridae. Bases 146 to 925 code for a protein of 259 amino acids. The record is from RefSeq and is a predicted model, not a curated record.
UAUGUAAUUCAAAGGAAAAGUGACACGCCUCGAAGGCGAUUCACACCCCCUGCCUAGGUGGCAGUAUCACACGGAGUGAGGCUCGUAUCUGGUUGCCUGCACACCUCUUUGUCAGCUAAAGCUGCGCAGCCGCCGAAGCCCGUGGAUGCGUGACCUGGUGACGUUGUUUCUGGAUGAGGUGACGCAGACGUGUCGUGAACGCAGCGGAGUUUCAGCACGGAAGAGGGGAGCCAUUUUUAAGAGUUGUGCGAUCAAGAUCAUCCAAGUGUCAAAAAUGACUCAAGUGAUGGAAGCCACAUUGCUAAAUUUAAGUUUGGCUCGUGAGUCAAGCUCUUCGAGCCACCAGGGUGCCGGUGCCACAUCCAUGAUCCAGGAUUUCUGCAGCAUUAGUAAAGACUUCCAAACCCAGGACAAGAAAUACCUUGACAACGUGUCCCAACUCGUAAACAGAUACAGACCUCACACUGUGCUUCUGAACGAGCCAGAAGGGUAUACAUUGAGAAUUGGGGGGCUAAAUGACACAAUCUAUGCAGAAAUGGAGGAUGAGCUGGAAGCAUGGGAAAAAUUCUACCUCCCUGAAAGAGUAGAGAUGAGAGUUAUCGGUGCCAUUGAUAACUUCCCAAGCCUGGCUGUGGGGCUGCAGCUGAUCAUUCUGGCAGGCAGAGAUGGCAAGAUCUAUGCUUAUGAAAAUGAGGUGUUGCAUCAAGCGGCCGGCAGCUUGCAGGACCUCUUCAAAAAGGGAAUAGAGUUUCCUGGAACCAAAGUCUACAACUAUGGGGAACGUUUUGCUCCUAUGACGGAAGAUGAAUACAAGCAAUUAAGGGACCAUGAAGAAGUAAAGAAAAUUAAAAAGGAGACCAAGGAAUUCAUAAAAAGCUCUGAGGCUGAAUUUCUGGAACUUCUGGGCUGCAUUAAAAAAGCAUAGAAUGUAUAAAAGGUGUGUCUUCUAAAGACCGCAGCGCUCCUCUCAAUGUGUGCAAUGGAUUGCAAGCAUGCAUAGAAAUGGGUUGUAAUUUAUUGAAAUGAUCACAUUUGAGACAUUUUUAUUUGAGUUCAGCAAGGCCAUCCAGGAACUAAGGCUAACCGGUGAAGAGAGGAUCAGUUUCUUAAGUAGUGAAAAGCCAGUGGUGUUUAAACUGCUGGCAGGAAGGCUCAUCAAUAAUGAGCAUGUUUGAAGGCCCCUGUAACAUUCCACAGUGCUUUCAUGUCUCUCAUAAACUCUCCUGGAUUACAUCCUGAUUUUUAGCUAUACAGUCUGUCUCUUUGGUUCUGAAAAGAUAAUUGUCCCACAACUGCAAUGGCACUCAAAACGUUUUGUAUUUAAGAAUAUAUUUUUUUACUAAAAAUAAAAUGCUAAACUGG